GACAGCCGUUGGCCGGAUAAAAUCUCUCCUAAGUUGUCUAUUCUUUGGUUAGCAGACUUGUAAUGUCUUUACUCUGAAGACCGUUGAAAAUUCGUCUGCUCUGAGUGUUAGAUGAGCCGUGAGUUGAAAUUUUCGCUGCCAGAUGUAAUAAUCUUGUAAAUCCAUCAACUGCAUUGUCGACAUCUGCUACUUAUUUUAGAGGAAUGAGCGAUUUUAGAUGUGCACUUAUGAACUUUCUAUAUUUUAGCCAAUUUUCUGUAUUUUAGUGUAUCGGUUAAGCCUAGCUGUAAGUCAUUGACAAGGCGAGUGAUCAGAUAAUAAGUGGGAAAGGGGUUUUAUGCUUACUCUUGCUCUACUGAUACCACAAGCUACACCAAAGUCAAUCAAAUCUCAGUUUUUUUGGUCAAAUGAGUUUCGGAGAACAGCAUUAUAUCUAUUGCUUGAGUUUUUAAGAAGAGUUGAAGUUCAUUUUUGUGUUGGCCCAAGCCGUUGGCGUUCCAAUAAUAUAUAUCAAUUUCAUUCAUAGCUUAGACAAAAUCGUUUGAAGGAGGAGAUUUUGAUUUCAAAUUAAAUCUUGCAUCAUACUUUGCAUUGAUGUCAUAUGUUCUUGCAUUAUACGUAUAAAAUUAUUUAGCGUAUUUUCAAGUGAGUUAACAGAGGUGCACCUUUUAAAUCUUGGGUGUAGGAUACAAAUUUGGUAUUAGUAGGUUUUUGAACUGUGUGAAUCUCCACAAAUGACACAUAUACUUUGUAAAGCGCAUUAUCGCUAUGGCCAAAUUCUUGACAAUUAUGGCACUGAACCGAACCUAUUCGCUUACGGGGUUCUUCCACGGAAAUACGACGGUGAAGAAGGUACCGCAGUUUGUAAAUGGAAUGGACUUCUCCUUUUUUAAGAGUUGGAAAUCUGGCUCAAUAUCAACUCUAAACAUUGGCCUUAUCAUUAAUGUUGUGAUUUUUGUUGUUGAUUACGUAUCUAACCCUGAAACCUUCUUCUAUCAAGGUACUUUCUAUUUCCGAGGAGCUUAUACUGUGUUCAAUGCUUUUGAGGAUGACUGCUAAGCUACAACUAUUUUCUACGACAAAUUGGCGGCGGCUAGAACGUUUUCUGCACACGCACUAUAUCAUCAGCAUUAGAAACCAAUAUGAAAUCGAUUAUUGCCUUUGCUGCUGGGCGAGCCCAUCAAGGGGCUGGUAUUAUGGUCCUAGAAGGGAUUACAAGAGCAGAAGACCCAUUUUCCAAUCGUUGUGUUCGUUGUUGGUGCGCCACUCCAUUGCACACCUAUCAAGACAAGUCGACAUGUAUAGUUGGAACAGGAUCAAUGGGUUCAUGUGAAAACCAAGUGAUCUGAGUAAAAGAGACUCAGAUAAACUAUAUGAUUUUAACGUUAUCUGGAUAUGAAUACAAACAUAAGAAAACGUGAAGUAAAAAGUUAUCCAAUUAUAUUCAACACGCUAAAGAAUGCAGUUUUUUGGUUUGUAGGGAAGUAAAUAUUCACAAAAUCGGACCAAGUUUCAAAAAGGUAAUAUUAACAAAGUAAGGGUCCCAAUGGCAAAAAAAUGUUGUCCCUUAUUCUCCAGAAGUAAACCAUUCUAAGGCUAAAAUUGCGAAAUUUUUGGCUCUUUGACAAAGUUGUUUCCAGGUUUCUUUCAGCCAAGAAGAAAAAUUUUACCACUUACAGCUAAGACUCCACCAUCUUCAAAUUUGGAUAACGUUAUAAAUCAGAAAUCUAUCAUUUUUCCUAAAUUGAAUUGACUAAAGUCUCAUUAUUGCUCGUUUAAGAAAAAGGAGCUGUCCAUAGUAAAAAAAACUAUAAGUUGAACAAAACCAAAAUAUCUAUUCAAAUACGAAGUAUGCAGGUAAUUACUUACUGAAGCCUGAUGAAAGAUUAUCAUGUUCGGAAUUAAUUAAAGAACAUUUGUAAGCAGCGGUAAACGUCUACCACGAACAAACUUACACUUCUACACUCGUCUCGGAAUCAAAUAAUUUCCCCUGUUACAAAGUGCAGGAUGUGAAACAGAGAGACUGUGGCCCUGUUAUCUAUCGGGAAUACAUCCCUUUUUUUUGUGUAUGUUCCAAAAACAAAAUCGUCAGCUUUAUUGGUACAGCAUGCUUGGUAAUCACAGUGAUCAAGAUAAUGUUGAUAUCAAACGAUGUAAUAAUAAUAAGCUCACACCUGAAUUUCCACAAAUUCUUCCACAUGAGUUUGAAGAUCAUUACGAACGGUAUGGCAGUACAGAGAAAAAAUCAACAUAAAAUAUGUCAAUACAUUACUCUGCAGGUCAUUAUGAAUCAAUAGUAAUGUCAUUGCCGCAACAAGUCCAAAAAGAAUGUAAUAAAUUAUCAGUCAAUAAAAACCAGCACAACAUACUGUUAUGAAAAUAGCAAAGAUUUGCCCACUUUUGAUAAAGAAUUACUUCGUUCUACGUCUGAGUAUCAAAUUCUAAAAGUGUAAACUGUGUAUCUAUGAUUCACCACUAACUACAACCUCAAAACCAAGAACGAGGAAAGUAGUAUUGAAGAAGUGCUAAGUUCUAAUCCAAAAUAUUUGUCGUUACAAAUACUCCUACUACUAACAACACAUGAUCUCAGCAGUAAUAAUGUUUGCAGUUUGUUGUCAGUAAAAGCUAAAUAUUCCACUGCACCAAAUAAUAUUAAAUGCUCGGAGUGUUAUUUCCUUAAUUUUGUAAUAAAUCUCAGCGGCAAUAACAACUUUACAAUAAGUUCUAGCGGUUAUUGCAAUGAAAUGGUUGGCACUCAUGAAAAAUCGCAUCUAAAACAUACGAAUUCACAAGUUAACAAUAAUAUUUCACAAACACUUAACCAUCAACCAAUAGAAAGACAAAAAAUUUUGGUUGGAGAUGCAACUACGGAAACCAAUUCAGAUACUCGUUUUAACACUCUAAGAGUUAUACCUGCGGACAUUGCCGAUUCUGUAGAUAAAAUCCCAAACGGAAGUACAACGGAUGCCGUUAAUUAUACAGUUAAUGGAGUUAAUAUGAUAAAAAAUAGCACUGAAAAUCUGAUUAGCAAAACUGAGUCAUGCUCGCAGCAUCAGCCAAAUACGAAAAUUGCUCAAAUUUUUGGUAUAAAUUGCUGCCACGCAAGAAAGGAUUCAUCUGAAAUGCAAAAUCCACUCAAUGACGCCGGGGUCAGUAGUAACGUAUAUCCUAUAUCAAAGAUAUCUUCAGUAAAUAUGAAAAUCUCUCUGCAGCGAGAAUUAAAUGAUAAUUCUACCAGCCGCUUACGUUUUCAACAUAUGAUGGCUAAACAGUGUGAUAGUACAGAAAUAAGGAAGGAUGAGUUAGACAAAAAUUGGUAUGCUUCAAAAUCAAUUACAG
This is a messenger RNA of Ceratitis capitata (Mediterranean fruit fly), 3339 nucleotides long. Its product is annotated as putative dual specificity tyrosine-phosphorylation-regulated kinase 3 homolog. Gene Ontology annotation, biological process: peptidyl-threonine phosphorylation; peptidyl-serine phosphorylation. Lineage: Eukaryota; Metazoa; Arthropoda; Insecta; Diptera; Tephritidae. Gene Ontology annotation, molecular function: ATP binding; protein serine/threonine/tyrosine kinase activity; protein serine/threonine kinase activity. The record is from RefSeq and is a predicted model, not a curated record. Gene Ontology annotation, cellular component: nucleus.